AGCAGAGGACAGGUCACAUUCCCAAAGCUGGCUUGUUGGGCGUUCUAUGGUAUCGCCCGCUAUGCGCGCUAUGGUAAGUGGAGUCGCUGUGCUGUAUCCCCUACAACAUCAGCUUUUUUCUCUUCCACAAACAUUACGUUGACAAGUCGCUACCGCAUCAUUACCCGCAAUGGAAAUCAACGCCGCUGAGAGGAGCCUGUCUGAUGACACGCCUCAGGGUUCCAAAGCCUUUUCGGGGUAUCGGUGGACGUACCACGAUUCUCUACAAGAGGGACCUGUUCGUUCACGAGCCGAGUCGUUUUCGGCAUCUGUGGACUGGAGCUCACUCCUGCAGUACGCAGCCGAGAAGAGGAAUGGGUCCAGCUGCCAGCUCCUUCCUGAUAUUGGCCUUGGUUACAACCAUAUGGUCCGAAUCAUCCAGUUUGACGAUGGUGUGCGAUGGGUGGCACGACUGCAGAUGCCUCCCAUUGGUACCUCAGAUGUCUUCGAAAGCUCGGAUGAGUCGGAAGAGGCAGUGGGAAACUACGAAUACAACACCAUUUCCCUUGUGCGACAAAAGACCAGCAUACCGAUCCCCGAAGUCCACGCUGUUGAGGCUAGACGGCAUUGUGACGUCAAGGCACCAUUCAUGUUGAUGGACUGUCUACCAGGGAACGUGGGAAUGGACUUGGGCAUGAAAGUACCGCUGGAAUAUAAGCAAAAGUUCCUACGUAGUCUUGCGGAGAUACAUGUCCAGUUAGCCACGGUACAACUGCCUAUGAUUGGGACAAUCGUUUCGAGAAACAAGGACGGCACAUACCGGCAAGGCCCAAUUCCGGGUCUUGGUGGUCCUUUCAACACAGCGACGGAAUUCUUCAUUGCAUGGGCGGCCAAGACCACAUUCGGCAUGACGGAUGAAGAACUACGAACAGCAUCUGGUGAAUAUGCUGACGAGAUUAUCCCCUCCGUGUCAUCCUUUCCGAAAUCCAUUAGCAACCUUGCCAGUAGACUCUCAACUCGCGACCACGGCCCAUUCCCUCUUUGCCACGGCGACUUUGGCCACAACAACAUCAUUGUUGACGAUGAGUAUCGUGUCCUCGGUUUGAUUGACUGGGAGGCUUCCUUCGCUGGGCCGUGGGAGAUGUUUGCAGAUUUUCCUUUAACCCUCUCAAUGGUUCCGCCAGCGAUCGAUGUACCGUGGAAUUACAACGAACAAGGCGAUCCUGUCACCGACGAACUGCAACAGCAGCUUGCAGAUCAGAAAAGCUAUGUGGCGGCUGUGAAAGACGUUGAGAAUAGCAGGGGAACAGGCAAUUUGCUAUCAGACGCGCUGAAGGAUUUGAGAAGACAGCAGCUGGUGACCGCGAUGAGGCUGUACCAGAGAGGAAAGGCUGGGUGGUAUUCCAAACUAAUCGAUCAGUUUGCAUAGAUUUUGUUACAUCCGCGUCCAAGACCACGUGUAACGCUCUGAUAGCGCGAGAACGAAUUUUGCUAGACGUGCGGAACUGAGAUGGGCAGAGUCGGCUUUUCCUAGUGGUGUGGCUUCGACUCGACGUGGAAGACCGGAGCCGCCCCAACACCGGCCUCAGUAAUAAAGUCAACCUUCUAUUGCGCUUAAUGAACUUCAUUCGGCCUCGUUCUGUCACAUCCCUCUUUCCCUCUUAAGAAACAAACACGGCUCACAACAAUAUCCCCCAACCGGCUUCUCAUCGUUCCUGGCGAAGCACC
Colletotrichum navitas is the source of this 1707-nucleotide messenger RNA. RefSeq names its product kinase-like domain-containing protein. The transcript has 3 exons. Bases 170 to 1408 code for a protein of 412 amino acids. Lineage: Eukaryota; Fungi; Ascomycota; Sordariomycetes; Glomerellales; Glomerellaceae. The record is from RefSeq and is a predicted model, not a curated record.